Molecule: messenger RNA, 2184 nt
Organism: Brassica napus (rape)
Lineage: Eukaryota; Viridiplantae; Streptophyta; Magnoliopsida; Brassicales; Brassicaceae
Product: carotenoid 9,10(9',10')-cleavage dioxygenase 1
Exons: 14
Coding region: 81-1904 (607 amino acids)
Biological process (GO): carotene catabolic process
Cellular component (GO): chloroplast stroma
Molecular function (GO): carotenoid dioxygenase activity
Source: RefSeq, a predicted model, not a curated record
UCCUAUAUAAACUAACGCCAAGCGGCGUUGAUCAUGAUCACCUAAUUUAAAAUUUGUCAAUUUCUGAAACAGUUAAACUUAUGAGAAGCACCAUCUUCAGCAUGCCCUCUCUUACGCCGCCGUUAACCUCCACAGACGCUUCCAUUAUUGGCACUAAACCUUAUCAGAACAACUCUUAUCCUCAGAAUCAGCUUAGCAACCACCGUCCGUGGGCUCUGCAGCGUUUCUCUCCUUCUUCGCGCUGGAGACUUUCGCUUCUCAGUUCAGUUUCUGAUCAAACAUUCAUGGGGGAAAAGCUCAGUGAUGAUAGCAUACUCUCUGUCAAUCCUAAACCCUCCAAGUGUUUUUCCUCUAAGCUUAUCGAUCUUCUUGAGGCACUCGUUGUCAAGCUCAUGCACGAUGCUUCUCUCCCUCUGCACUACCUCUCAGGCAACUUUGCUCCCCUCCGAGACGAAACACCUCCGGUCAAGGACCUCCACGUCCAUGGCUUUCUUCCCGAAUGCUUGAAUGGUAUAUUUCUUAGAGUUGGUCCAAAUCCCAAGUUUGAUCCUCUCGCUGGAUAUCACUGGUUUGAUGGAGAUGGAAUGAUACAUGGGGUACGCAUCAAAGAUGGGAAAGCAACUUACGUUUCUCGAUUCGUUAAGACAUCACGUCUCCAGCAGGAAGAGUUUUUCGGAGAUGCCAAAUUGAUGAAGAUUGGGGACCUUAAGGGGUUUUUCGGAUUGGUUAUGGUCAUUAUGCAACAACUGAGAAUUAAAUUGAAAGUAUUGGACGACUCUUACGGAAAUGGAACUGCUAAUACAUCGCUCAUAUAUCACCAUGGAAAGCUUCUAGCAUUGCAGGAGACGGAUAAGCCGUACGUUAUCAAGGUUUUGGAAGAUGGAGACCUUCAAACUCUUGGCAUGACAGAUUAUGACAAGAGAUUGACCCACUCCUUCACUGCCCACCCCAAAGUUGACCCUGUUACGGGUGAAAUGUUUACAUUUGGGUGUUCGCCUAUGCCACCUUACCUCACAUACAGAGUGAUCUCGAAAGAUGGCAUUAUGCAUGACCCAGUCCCAAUUACUAUCUCAAAGCCAGUCAUGAUGCAUGAUUUUGCUAUUACCGAGACUUACGCAAUCUUCAUGGAUCUUCCUAUGCACUUUAGGCCAGAGGAAAUGGUUAAAGAGAAGAAAAUGAUAUAUUCAUUUGAUCCCACAAAAAAUGCUCGUUUUGGUGUUCUUCCACGCUAUGCCAAGGAUGACCUCAUGAUUAGAUGGUUUGAGCUUCCUAACUGCUUUAUAUUCCACAACGCCAAUGCUUGGGAAGAAGAGGAUGAAGUCGUCCUCAUCACUUGUCGACUUGAAAAUCCAAAUCUUGACAUGGUCAGCGGGAACGUGGAAGAAAUACUUGAAAGUUUUAGCAACGAACUGUACGAAAUGAGAUUCAACAUGAAAACGGGCUCAGCUUCUCAGAAGAAACUAUCCGCAUCUUCAAAUUAUUUCCCAAGAAUCAACGAGUGCUACACUGGAAAGAAAAAUAGAUAUGUAUAUGGUUAUGGAACAUUUCUGGACGGCAUUUCAAAGGUUACAGGAAUUAUCAAGCUUGAUCUGCAUGCGGAAGCUGAGACAGGCAACAGGAUACUGCAGGUAGGAGGAAAUAUCAAAGGAAUAUAUAAGCUGGGACAAGGAAUAUAUUGUUCGGACGCUAUAUAUGUCCCGCGCGAGUCAGCGGAGGAAGACGACGGUUACUUGAUAUUCUUUGUUCAUGACGAAAACACAGGAAAAUCAUGUGUGAAUGUGAUAGACGCAAGAACAAUGUCAGCUGAGCCAGUCGCAAUAGUGGAACUGCCACAUAGGGUCCCAUAUGGCUUUCACGCCCUGUUUGUUACAGAGAGACAACUCCAGGAACAAACUCUAAUAUAAGCAAAACUGGUGCAUAUAUUCCAGAGAUGACGAAGCUAUAAAGCUCACCUACCAUUUCUUCUGAACAGUAGUGUUUGUCAUUUUAUUGAUUAAGUUAUUCCAAGUUACGCAAUUAGGCAAGUUAUGUAACGUUUGGUAGAAUUUUGGAUAGUGCUUUGACAAUUUACUUCAUAACCAACCUCAGCUCCUAGACGAAAACCAUGUCCCUAGACUUUCCUUGUAUCUGUAAUCACCUGCUGUAAGAAUGUAAAUAUGUAAUGUGUCUUAUUAUCUCUGGUGA